Messenger RNA from Oncorhynchus keta (chum salmon), 2208 nucleotides. RefSeq lists its product as uncharacterized. The coding region runs from base 1 to 1635 and encodes 544 amino acids. Lineage: Eukaryota; Metazoa; Chordata; Actinopteri; Salmoniformes; Salmonidae. The record is from RefSeq and is a predicted model, not a curated record. The transcript is spliced from 2 exons.
AUGAGAUAUGUCAGUAGGUGGAGUAUCAACUGGACGAGCUGUGACUGUAUGAGCUAUGUCAGUAGGUGGAGUAUCAACUGGACUAGCUGUGACUGUAUGAGCUAUGUCAGUAGGUGGAGUAUCAACUGGACUAGCUGUGACUGUAUGAGCUAUGUCAGUAGGUGGAGUAUCAACUGGACUAGCUGUGACUGUAUGAGCUAUGUCAGUAGGUGGAGUAUCAACUGGACUAGCUGUGACUAUAUGAGCUAUGUCAGUAGGUGGAGCAUCAACUGGACUAGCUGUGACUGUAUGAGCUAUGUCAGUAGGUGGAGUAGUAUCAACUGGACUAGCUGUGACUGUAUGAGCUAUGUCAGUAGAUGGAGUAGUAUCAACUGGACUAGCUGUGACUGUAUGAGCUAUGUCAGUAGGUGGAGUAUCAACUGGACUAGCUGUGACUGUAUGAGCUAUGUCAGUAGGUGGAGCAUCAACUGGACUAGCUGUGACUGCAUGAGCUAUGUCAGUAGGUGUAGUAUCAACUGGACUAGCUGUGACUGUAUGAGCUAUGUCAGUAGGUGGAGUAUCAACUGGACUAGCUGUGACUGUAUGAGCUAUGUCAGUAGGUGGAGUAGUAUCAACUGGACUAGCUGUGACUGUAUGAGCUAUGUCAGUAGGUGGAGUAUCAACUGGACUAGCUGUGACUGUAUGAGCUAUGUCAGUAGGUGGAGUAUCAACUGGACUAGCUGUGACUGUAUGAGCUAUGUCAGUAGGUGGAGUAGUAUCAACUGGACUAGCUGUGACUGUAUGAGCUAUGUCAGUAGGUGGAGUAUCAACUGGACUAGCUGUGACUGUAUGAGCUAUGUCAGUAGGUGGAGUAGUAUCAACUGGACUAGCUGUGACUGUAUGAGCUAUGUCAGUAGGUGGAGUAUCAACUGGACUAGCUGUGACUGUAUGAGCUAUGUCAGUAGGUGGAGUAGUAUCAACUGGACGAGCUGUGACUGUAUGAGCUAUGUCAGUAGGUGGAGUAUCAACUGGACUAGCUGUGACUGUAUGAGCUAUGUCAGUAGGUGGAGUAUCAACUGGACUAGCUGUGACUGUAUGAGCUAUGUCAGUAGGUGGAGUAUCAACUGGACUAGCUGUGACUGUAUGAGCUAUGUCAGUAGGUGGAGCAUCAACUGGACUAGCUGUAACUGUAUGAGCUAUGUCAGUAGGUGGAGUAUCAACUGGACUAGCUGUGACUGUAUGAGCUAUGUCAGUAGGUGGAGUAUCAACUGGACUAGCUGUGACUGUAUGAGCUAUGUCAGUAGGUGGAGCAUCAACUGGACUAGCUGUAACUGUAUGAGCUAUGUCAGUAGGUGGAGUAUCAACUGGACUAGCUGUGACUGUAUGAGCUAUGUCAGUAGGUGGAGUAUCAACUGGACUAGCUGUAACUGUAUGAGCUAUGUCAGUAGGUGGAGCAUCAACUGGACUAGCUGUAACUGUAUAAGCUAUGUCAGUAGGUGGAGUAUCAACUGGACUAGCUGUGACUGUAUGAGCUAUGUCAGUAGGUGGAGUAUCAACUGGACUAGCUGUGACUGUAUGAGCUAUGUCAGUAGGUGGAGUAUCAAGUGGACUAGCUGUGACUGUAUGAGCUAUGUCAGUAGGUGGAGCAUCAACUGAUUUCAGUAGUUGUUGCCAUGCACAGUUGAAGUCCGAAGUUUACAUACAGUUAGGUUGGAGUCAUUAACACUUGUUUUUAAACCACCCCACAAAUUUCUUGUUAACAAACUAUAGUUUCGUAAAGUCGGUUAGGACAUCUACUUUGUGCAUGUAAUUUUUCCAACAAUUGUUUACAGACAGAUUAUUUCACUUAUAAUUCACUGUAUCACAAUUCCAGUGGGUCAGAAGUUUACAUACACUAAGUUGACUGUCCCUUUUAACAGCUUGGAAAAUUCCAGAAAAUUAUGACAUGCCUUUAGAAGCUUCUGAUUGGCUAAUUGACAUCAUUUGAGUGAAUUGGAGGUGUACCUGUGAAUGUAUUUCAAGGCCUGCCUUCAAACUCAGUGCCUCUUUGCUUGACAUCAUGGGAAGAUCAAAAUAAAUCAGCCAAGACCUAAAAAAAAAGAAAUGUGUAGACCUCCACAAGUCUGGAUCAUCCUUGAGAGCAAUUUCCAAAAGCCUUAAGGUACCACAUUCAUCUGUACAAACAAUAGUAUGCAAGUAUAAACAACAUGGAACCACGCAGCCAUCAUA